Molecule: messenger RNA, 1761 nt
Organism: Macroventuria anomochaeta
Lineage: Eukaryota; Fungi; Ascomycota; Dothideomycetes; Pleosporales; Didymellaceae
Exons: 6
Source: RefSeq, a predicted model, not a curated record
GUAACUGCUACCAACCAAACACUGAUCGACGUGUUCACAGCAACACUCAAAGCGGAUACUACGGACCAGAAGCUAUGGACCUAUCCAACAUCAACAAAGGACCAGAGCGUUGGAAUCAGAAGAAUAGGGGCAGCAAGCACGACAAGUCCAAGACCACCUGCUACAGCUGUGGAAAACAAGGACACUACGCCAGGGAGUGUUGGUACCACUGACGACAGUGGCAAAUGGAAUAUCCUCACUGACGAUAUGGGCGAGCGCAGCAGAAUGAGACAGUGCGGUAGGAACCAACGACGCCACAUCCACCAGGAUAACAGGCAUAACCAAGAACUACGCAAACGGUCCAACGACAUUGCCGAGAUCAAUAGACACACGGCGGACUACCGACUUUCCACAAACAGACUUGGUAAUGAGGAGGCUUUUUUAGGCCAGCGCCUACAACCUCCGCAACACGGUUCCUUAACUAACAAUGGGGGGUGGUCCCAUAAGAUUAAUUGCUACCAUUUUCCUGGCCAUUGUGUGCCCGAUUAUCUAUGCGCUCUCGUCCGUACCACGCUAGCGUCCCAAUGGGUUAGCGCCAUCGUCCCGACACGUGACAGCCUACUUCCCUACAGCACCAUGACCCCGUUACAACUAUCUCCUCCCCUCUAUGACUGCUGUCCCAGCACAUCCCACAUUCUUGCUUCUUCCAUCACCAUGUCGUCAAUCCCCCAUUGCAGUGGAGGCGUUCCGCCUGUUGUCCUGCCAUCGCCUAUUGCACAACGUGUUGCUCCCUCUCUUGCUCCUCGACACAAUGUCUGCCUUCGUUGUGCAAAGCAUAUUCGCGACGGCCUGAUCCAGUGUAACUGCCAGAAGUUCCGCAAGUGCGACCGCUGUUCGCGCCUGAAGAAGGCAUGCCUUGAACUCCCGCAGCAUUCCAUCCGCGCGUGGAACACCCUGGUGCUCUCGUAUGAGCACUUGCGCGAUGUAGGGCCCGACAACCACCACAAGCACAACGAGUGGGAGCAGGCAUGCCGCCGGUGGAUUGCCGAUGUCAAAGCCACCGAACGUGGUCUUUCCAAGCGCGGUGGUACCCGCAAGUCCAAGGGGGAUGAAAUCCAGCUCUUACAGGUGGAUGCUACCACCAGGCUGGCGGUGGCAGUAGAGGGCAUCCUCGAUGUCCUCCGUGCUCAGGUGUGUUGCCAUUGUCCUAACGGCGUUCAGGCCGGGUACAAGCUGCUUGGCGAGCUCGAUGCGCCGACUGUUCCUGCUCCUCGUCACAGCCAGGAGUUGUCCUUUUCCUACCCGGAUAACCACAAUCGGGGUGGUGAUGUUGAUGAAGGUGGCGGCGGCAGUUCUGGUGGGAGUGACAGUGGGGAAGAGGAUGACCUAUCCUCUGACUUUGCCUCAUCCCUGUCGGUAGAGCCCACUCCUACCCCAGUCUCCCAAGGACGUGGUCGCCCUUGCAAGCAGGCCCCCGGCGCUGCUACAAUGCCCACAAAGCCCGGUCGUCUCGCUAGCAAGCCCAAGCCUCCUCUCAAGCGAUUGUCGUCGCUGCGCCGCAAGCCCAAGUCGCCGGCGGGGAGCACGGGUGUCGCCCAAAUCGUUCCGCUCGCCAAGCGUAAGCUUCGCUCUGCUGGUUGCGCCAAAGGGGUGGGUUCGGCAGAUCUGACAAUGUCUGGUGGCUUGGGCCCCCCUGGAGUUGAGCAGGAAGAUGGUAUGACGGACAGUUUGGAGGAUGACUUGGUGCAGCCCACUCCUACGCCAAAGAGGUCUAGGCGGUAG